Messenger RNA from Malania oleifera, 3072 nucleotides. RefSeq names its product telomere repeat-binding protein 5-like. The transcript has 10 exons. The record is from RefSeq and is a predicted model, not a curated record. Lineage: Eukaryota; Viridiplantae; Streptophyta; Magnoliopsida; Santalales; Ximeniaceae. The coding region runs from base 417 to 2498 and encodes 693 amino acids.
UUGGGUGGUUUUCAGAGGGUUUUGGCGAUCAGAAAGAGAGAGAGAAGGAAAAAAAAAAUUUAGAAAGAGAAAAUUAAGGGUAGCGUCUGAAACUAAGUUUUCUCAGAAAUCAUGGGAUAGAGAGAAGUUGGAGAAAGGAAAUUCUCAUUUCCUGAGAUUUGUUGUUGGAUUUCUCUAUCCAUUUCCCGAUCUUACAUUCGCCUGCAAAUUCCACUGCAAUUCGCUGGAAUUUCGCUUUGUCGGGGAAAAUUUUUAAACUCUGGAGAAUUUCCUGGAAAAUCCGACGUCAAAAUCGUUCCUAUGAGGGUCUCAUUUGAGUGAAAUCACUUAUGUGGUGUUCUUUUAGACUGUAAAAUGGAUAUGGGGUUUCUCAUUUUCUGUGUUUGGUGAGCUCUUAUUGGUAUGCUUUAUGAGAUAUGGUGUUGCAGAAAAGGCUAGACUAUGGAUUUAAUGGCUAUCAGGUGCCCACUAUGCCCCGAGCUACCAGAUCAGCUAGGAAGAGGGGUUCAUUUUGGAAGAAAGUUCAAGAUAAUCAGCCUUGUGCAUUUGAUUUAUUGGCAACCGUAGCUGGCAAGUUAUUGCUGGAGGGAGAGAGUUUUUCUCCGGCUGCCAACACACCAGCUGGAAAAGAUCAGUCUGAGAUCUUUAAAGAUGCUGUCAAAAAAGAACAAAGGGAUGAAGAGAGUCCAUUGAAAGUAGAGUCUUUUGAUCAAGGGAACUGUGAUAAAGGUUUCUUUUUUCCUGAGCUUGGGUCACAAGUUCACAACCCAAGCAAUACUUUGAAGGAAUUUACAUAUGUCCGCAAUGAUGCAUUUUCAGGAGUUGCUUCAGCAAUUACGACUUGUGAUUGCCCACAGAGGGUUGGUUCUGCAGAGAAGUUGGUACUCGGCAAAAGCAAGAGUGAUAUUGGAAAUUUUGCUAGGAAAGUUGGGGUAGGAUUGUCUAGGGAUGGCGAGUCUAGCCAUCAUAAUUUAGAGAAUGAACAACCUAACAGAGAUAUUAAAGCUGAACCGCUCAAGACUGCAAAGGUUAAAGUUGGUUCUGAAACUGGCCAGUGUGCUGCAGAGGACCCUGUGGUUUGCAAUGGGAAACCCUCUGUAUUGGUCAGUUCAGACUGUAGUGCCAAGGCGCCACUGUGCAGGGACCGCAUUCCUUGUGGUUCUUUUUCCCCAUGUCGGGAAGAUGUAAAGUUAGUUAGUAGAGAUGAUGAUGAAAACUCUUCUGGGUGCACUCAACCUAGCACCACAACAAAGACCUUUAGGCCACCAUCGCGUAUUGGCGACCGAAGAAUAAGGAAGCUGUUGGCUUCGAAAUAUUGGAGAGUAUCUCCGAAGAAUGAGGAGCUUUCUAAUAUUGACGGGGAAUUGAAGCCCAUCUACCGUAAUAGGAAAACCUGUAACAAACGCCCAAGGUCUCAGAGGAAUUAUCCUUUCAAAAAAAGAAAGCUAUUUGAUUGUAGCUCAGCAUCGAAUUCUGAUGGAGGAAUUAGUAGUGACAGCAUUCCUAAUUUGCUUGAUAAGGGCAUUAAUGGGGAUGCUUCUGGUUCUUGUGCGGACAAACAUGGAGCCACUGGAAAAUCUUCUUCAGUAGCAGGUCAACGUGCUUCCGGCCAAUCCAGGGAUUCCCAAGUGAAACUUAGGAUCAAGUCCUUCAGAGUGCCUGAGCUCUUUAUUGAUAUUCCAGAAACAGCAACUGUUGGUUCCUUGAAGCGAGCUGUUAUGGAGGCAGUGGCUGCUAUACUCGGAGGUGGAUUAUGUGUCGGUGUUCAUAUUCAGGGGAAGAAGGUUAGAGAUGACAACAAAACUCUUCUUCAGGCUGGAAUUUCUCAUGAUAAAAAAUUAGAUGCUCUGGGCUUUACCUUGGAGCCUAAUCCUUCACAAGCUUCCACGUCACUGUGUCAAGAAGCUCAUCCCUUUCUCAUCCCUUGCGAUGCACCUCAGCCUUUAACAAGGUAUCCACCCACUUCAACUCAAGGGGCUUCUGAUGUGUCACCAGAUCCUCCUGUGACCAAUUUAGGAAAUUGCAUUGAAAGCGAUCAUGAUUCAGCACCCUCUCCUACUGACAUGUCGAUGGAAAAAAGUGCAGCAGAUUCGCGGGCAUUGAUUGCUGUUCCUGCGGUGAGCAUGGAGGCACUGACUGUUGUCCCAGCACACCGGAAAUCCAAGAGAUCUGAGGUUGCACAGCGUCGAAUCCGUCGACCAUUUUCUGUCUCUGAAGUCGAAGCGCUGGUUCAAGCAGUUGAGAAACUUGGAACUGGAAGGUGGCGUGAUGUCAAACUUCGAGCCUUUGAUAAUGCAAAGCAUCGAACUUAUGUUGAUUUGAAGGAUAAGUGGAAAACACUGGUGCACACGGCAAGAAUAUCCCCUCAGCAAAGGAGGGGAGAGCCCGUACCCCAGGAACUGCUGGACAGAGUCCUCACAGCCCAUGCCUACUGGUCCCAGCAGCAGUCCAAGCAACAGCUCAAACAGCCCCCUCCAGAGACUUGCCUUCUCCUCUGAGAGCAGCUCUCUUUUUCCUCUUAAUGAAGAUAAAGAGUGCACAAGCACAUGCAUGCAGGUGAUGGCUUUAGAGAAGAUUUAUUCUGUUAAAUAUCACAACUCUGUAAAAAAAGAAAAAAAGAAAAAAAAAAAAACACAUGACCACCAGUAUGAAGAAGAAAUUCUUGUAAAUUAUCUAUGCUCUUGACGCGGUUCGAUUCUUUUCCUGCACGGGGUGAGGGAGAGAUUGGCGCGUGUAAAUGGUUGACAGAAUAAGAGCCUGCUAACUGAAUUCGUUGGAGCGCCCCGUCGUCUUGUUGGCGUUUUCUAUUAGCUUUCCUAAUCUGGGAAUUUUAUUUUAUUUUUUUCCAGUGGAAAAGGGGAUCCCCAAAAAAAAAAAUGGAAGAAAUAGGAAACCAAGUUGUUUGUUGUAGUUUCUGUAGUGAUUUGUAAUCUUUACCAUAUUGCUUUUUCGGGUUGAUCAUCAAUGGCAGUGGUAUGAAUAACUCUGUAGUCUGUAAUGCUUCACUUCCCCAAUUGUAAGGAAUUCUUUGGAUUGAUAAUCUGUUUGGCAUUUGGGCAUAGCCUCAGGAAA